AUGGUCAUGCUCAUGGUCACGCUGCUUUUGUUCGGCGAGCUGUCGUCUCGUGUUUUCUUAACUGGUCAGCGGAGGUUUAUCGGUGGACAGAUACCAAGGGACCAGGAGAAGGCUAUUGCAAGCCAACCAUCGGCCAAGAAGGCAGUCAUCUCACAUGAAAACAUCUACACCAUACCCAACAUCCUCACCGCCUCUCGAUUCGUCGUAGCUCCUAUAAUCGGCUACUGCAUUCUAAACGGUGACCACACCCUAGCCUUAUCCCUCUUCACCUACGCCGCAGUCACCGACCUGGUGGACGGCUACAUCGCGCGAAAAUGGAACCAGCAAACAGUCGUCGGCACAGUCAUAGAUCCCAUGGCAGACAAGUUCCUAAUGACCAUCGGCGUCGUCUGUUUGGCCAUGAAGGCCGCUAUACCAAUGUGGUUGGCCGGCCUCAUACUCGCUCGUGACGUCGGGCUGGCUUUCUCAGCCAUAUACUAUCGGUGGAUAUCCCUCCCUCCACCAAAGACGAUGACGCGGUACUGGGACUUUUCUCUACCUUCGGCUGAAGUGAAGCCUACGGAGGUGUCGAAGGUCAAUACCGCGCUACAAUUGGCUCUUCUUGGAUCAGCUAUGGCUAUGCCCGUGCUACCGGAGGCGAUGAUGACGGCCUGGUAUCUUCAGGAAGGGAUGAUUGGAUUACAGUACUUGGUCGCUUUAACCACCUCAUGGUCUGGUCUGCAGUACAUCUUUAACAAAGACGUUGUUCGAAUCCUGCACGAUAACAAGGGCAAGGACGGGGACUCAAAGGGAAACUAG
Arthroderma uncinatum is the source of this 798-nucleotide messenger RNA. RefSeq names its product CDP-diacylglycerol-glycerol-3-phosphate 3-phosphatidyltransferase. The record is from RefSeq and is a predicted model, not a curated record. Gene Ontology annotation, cellular component: membrane; mitochondrion. Bases 1 to 798 code for a protein of 265 amino acids. Gene Ontology annotation, molecular function: cardiolipin synthase activity. NCBI's taxonomy places the organism in Eukaryota, Fungi, Ascomycota, Eurotiomycetes, Onygenales, Arthrodermataceae. Gene Ontology annotation, biological process: cardiolipin biosynthetic process. The transcript is spliced from 5 exons.